Molecule: messenger RNA, 1602 nt
Organism: Aspergillus mulundensis
Lineage: Eukaryota; Fungi; Ascomycota; Eurotiomycetes; Eurotiales; Aspergillaceae
Gene: gua1
Product: GMP synthase (glutamine-hydrolyzing)
Exons: 4
Coding region: 1-1602 (533 amino acids)
Biological process (GO): GMP biosynthetic process
Cellular component (GO): cytosol
Molecular function (GO): ATP binding; GMP synthase (glutamine-hydrolyzing) activity; GMP synthase activity
Source: RefSeq, a predicted model, not a curated record
AUGGCGACAGAGGCACCUCACAGCACGUUCGACACGAUUCUCGUGUUGGACUUCGGUUCUCAAUACACCCACCUCAUCACCCGCCGCCUGCGCGAAAUCAAUGUCUACUCUGAGAUGCUCCCGUGCACCCAGAAGCUCGCCGAUCUCGGAUGGAAGCCCAAAGGAAUCAUUCUCUCCGGUGGCCCCUACUCCGUCUACGAGGACGGUGCCCCCCACGCCGACCCUGCGUUCUUCGAUCUCGGCGUCCCCAUCCUCGGUAUCUGCUACGGUCUCCAGGAGCUUGCCCACCGCCUGCACGCGGACAACGUCGUUGCCGGAACUGCUAGGGAAUACGGUCACGCGGACCUGAAGGCUACCAGGUUCGGCGGUCACGUCGACAAGCUCUUCGAGGACAUCGAGGGCGACAUGACCGUCUGGAUGUCUCACGGUGACAAGCUCCGCAACCUGCCCGAGGGCUUCCACACCAUCGGUACCACCCAGAACUCCGAGUACGCCGCUAUUGCGCACAAGUCCGACCCCAUCUACGGCAUCCAAUUCCACCCCGAGGUUACCCACACCCCUCAAGGUGGACAGCUCCUCAAGAACUUCGCCGUGGGCAUCUGCGGCGCGGAGCAGAAGUGGACGAUGGCCGAAUUCAUCGGCCAGGAGAUCCAGCGCAUUCGCUCUCUCGUCGGCCCUGACGGACAGGUCCUCGGUGCCGUCAGCGGUGGUGUCGACUCGACCGUCGCCGCCAAGCUGAUGACCGAGGCCAUCGGCGACCGAUUCCACGCCGUCCUGGUCGACAACGGCUGCAUGCGCCUGAACGAGUGCGAGAAGGUCAAGGAGGUCCUCCAGGCGCAGAUGGGCAUCAACCUGACCGUCGUCGACGCCGGCGCGGAGUUCCUCGCUGGCCUCAAGGGCGUGCACGACCCCGAGCAGAAGCGCAAGUUCAUCGGCGGCAAGUUCAUCGACGUCUUCGAGGAGGAGGCCCGCAAGAUCGAGGCCAAGAGCUCCGGAAAGGUCGAGUGGUUCCUCCAGGGCACUCUCUACCCUGACGUGAUCGAGUCCAUCUCCUUCAAGGGCCCCUCCCAAACCAUCAAAACCCACCACAACGUCGGCGGCAUCGCCGAGCGCCUCAUGCGCGGCCACGGCCUCAAGCUCAUCGAGCCCCUCCGCGAACUCUUCAAAGACGAAGUCCGCGAGCUAGGCCGCCAGCUCAACAUCUCCGCCGAGCUCGUCGGCCGCCACCCCUUCCCGGGCCCAGGCAUCGCCAUCCGCGUCCUCGGCGAAGUCACCCCCGAAAAGGUCGAGAUGGCCCGCAAGGCCGACCACAUCUUCAUCUCCAUGAUCCGCGAAGCCGGCAUCUACGACGAGAUCGGCCAGGCCUAUGCGGCGCUUGACCCCUCGCGCGCUGUCGGCGUCAUGGGCGACAAGCGCGUUUACGCGAAUAUCAUUCUGCUCCGCGCGAUCUCCACAAAGGACUUUAUGACUGCGACGCCGUACCCGUUCACCUAUGAGUUCUUGUCCAAGGUCUCGACGAGGAUCGUUAACGAGGUUGCGGGUGUGUGUCGCGUUUGUUACGAUUACACGAGUAAGCCGCCUGGAACUAUUGAGAUGGAGUAG